Molecule: messenger RNA, 1479 nt
Organism: Fomitopsis serialis
Lineage: Eukaryota; Fungi; Basidiomycota; Agaricomycetes; Polyporales; Fomitopsidaceae
Product: mitochondrial glycoprotein
Exons: 3
Coding region: 399-1124 (241 amino acids)
Biological process (GO): cytosolic ribosome assembly
Cellular component (GO): mitochondrial matrix
Source: RefSeq, a predicted model, not a curated record
CGUUCUCGGUGUCUGCGCGCAGGUUUGGCGAGGGUGCUGGUGAGUCGUUCUGGGCUUGCGCUGACGGCGUGGGGUGUGGCGGUGCUGACGCGUGCGUUGUGGCAGCUGACGUCGCGCUGUCGCAGAAGCUCGGGGAGGAGUUGCAGUACGAGAAGGACAGCGCUGCCGAGGCCGAGCCUGAUUUCUUGCGCGCGUUCAAGGCGAAGGGUGUCUGGGAGGUGCGUGUCAUCUUCGUAUGCAAUGCACCCGCCGGGUCUCAUCCCUGUCGACGUAGAUCGAGGACACCGCCGGGAAUGACGAGGUUGCGCUGAGGCGGAAGUUUGGUAACGAGACGUGCGUCAUGCGUGGCGAUCCGCUGGCUUGCGCGCGCUGACGCCUUGCCUGCUAGCAUCCGGCUGAUGUUCUCGAUUGCGGACAUUCAGAACGAGCAGGAAUCCGAGUUCGAGCAGGGUGAGGAGGGUGAGCAAACGCCAGAAGAGCAGCCCAUCCACUCCUACCCCAUUCGCUGCUCCAUCUCCAUCACAAAGGCGGGUGCGGACGGUGCGGUCAACGUCGACGCGCUCUGCCAGGAGGGCGCGUUCCUGGUCGACAACAUCUCCUUCUAUAAGGACGCUGCUGUCGGCACGGAGCUGACGGCGGAGGCGGACUGGAAGCGUCGCGGCCUGUACAUCGGCCCACAAUUCGACACGCUCGAUGUCACCGUGCAGGAGGAGUUCGAGCACUGGCUGCGGGAGCGCGGUAUUGACGAGGAGCUGUCCACGUUCAUCCCGGAGUAUUCUGAGUUCAAAGAGCAGAAGGUACGUCCUGUCAUGGCGUAUGUAUGGCAGAUGCUGAUGGCCAUUUGCUUUUCUGUAGGAGUAUGUCGGCUGGCUGCAGCACGUCAAGAAGUUCAUCGAGGCAUAGAUGCGCUGCUUCUGCGUACUGCGUGCAACUCGGCUGGGUUGCUCACACAAAAGUUGAUGCAGUGUCUGUGCUGCAGUCCUUACCUACACGACCGUCCUAAUCGCAAUGUGUCACUAAUAAUGCACUUCCCACUCAUGCAUAUGCGUUUCUUUCCGGCUGCCCGUUCGCCCAUGACAGGGUCACAUUCGUGUCAAUGUCAUCCCGCAAGAGGUUUCGAUUAGGUAAGCAACCAAGUCGGGAGGAGGAGGAGGAGGAGGGGAUUCCAUUUAGUCCUCACGUCUGCGUGCCAUAAGGCUCGCCACGUGUGACAACGCUCUCUAUUUACAUGACAACCCCCAUACUCCAUAGACCCGUGUACACUACUUCCCGAUCGGGAUAUCCAGCACCUACUAUCGCACGAUUGCAAUACUACUCGAUAAUUCACAAACACCCCGGCUCAUCUGCCUUGCAGCAUGGCAGGAUCCAUGGCUAAAACCUGGUAGGAAAAAGCAUGGUCCAGGUGGUACCAUAUGGUAGCGCUACUGCCGUCCGCGAUCAUGCGGAGGGCACGCGAGGCCCCCUAUUGGCAUAGUAGGG